Molecule: messenger RNA, 2955 nt
Organism: Paramecium octaurelia
Lineage: Eukaryota; Ciliophora; Oligohymenophorea; Peniculida; Parameciidae
Source: the annotation of a GenBank genome assembly
AUGUAAGAACGGUUUAUGAGGGCUAUUCAAGAGUUGGAUACCCUUUUAAGAGAAACUGAAACCGGCAAGAUUAAACUUAGUCUUACUCUUAAGGAUCUAGCAUAAUUGCAUCACUUACAGUCCAGACUUCAGGAGUGUAAGUUUCUCAAUUCAAUCUAUUCAGAGGAAAGCAGAAUCAAGUAACUAAUUGACAAUUCAUAUUAAGAUAAUACCUAAGCAGAGCAGUGACGGUUAAUCUUUAAAUCUAAGAAGAAUUGUGUUCGAUUAUAGAGACAAAAAUGGAAUCUAUUACAGUAUCUCAUUUAAUAAUAAUCAAGUCUAACUUCAAUCAUUUGGAUAAGUUGAUUCUCUACAUCUUGAAUUAAACUAUGAAUAAAACAACCAUGAAGAAUGUACUAAGACAAAUUAGCAAUAUUAUUUUGGGUAGCAAUAAUUUCACUUUGCUCCGAUUUUAAGAAAAAUCUGUAGAAAGUGUCUCUACUGACGAAUUUAUUGAGGUAAACUAAUCUUCUCAAAAUAGUAAUAAUUAACAGAACAAUAGAAAUUACAGCUUUACUAAUAAUUCCGUGGGGAUCAACUUGAAAUCAUCACUUUCUAACCCACUGGGCAAUUACAAUAGAUAUUCAAAUGCAGUUCUUUACAGGUUAUCAGAGUGCCAUAAAAAUUGAAUGCUUAAACCCAUUCUUCACUCAUCAUAUACGAAGCUUAACAAUAGGCCAAAUUGCCAUAAUCCAAACCUCAUCAAAUUAAACUCAUAUGCGAUCAACUUAUUACUAUAGGUUAUGACUACUUAAAUGAGAAUUACCAGUAAUCAUUUCUGCUCACUAUAAUUUAGUAAAGAUGACUUAAUCAAUUCAGUCAGAGCCAUUGGCUAAUUUUUAAUUAAAAAUGCUCCAAUCUUAUUUUAGGAAUGCAUUAGAAAUGAAAUCGAAAGAAUACUCAACACCAAAUGGUAACACUUUAAUAUUAUUUAAAGUGAAAUUAUUUAAUCAACCAAACACUCAAAAGACACUAGUUUCGCAAUUUUAGAAAACCAAACCAAGUGUUUUAUUCCAGUUAUGUCCAAUCAUGUCGUUUAAUUCUAUUUGCAUAUGGAGAAUGUCUCCUUGGAUAUAAUCACUUUUGCAGAUUUUGUAUUUAUCCAUCUCAUCUAAAUUAGAUGUCAUAACUGUGGUAACAUUUUAAGCAUUCCUUAAGAGAAUUAAAGGAUAAAGAAUUUCUCUAUUAAAUCAUUGAAGUAAGUACACCAACCAAAUUAGUAAUUGCUUCUGAUCUACAUCUAAAUAUUAUUUAUUAGAGUGGUUCUGUUCCAUCUUCAUGGAAUUUCUUGGAUCUUAGCAAUUAAUUAAUUGAUUGUUACCAAAAUCUAACGGAAAUCAAAAUGGAAGAAAUCUACAAAACGAUGUUACUUUCAUCCUUAGAAGAAGUUUAAAAGAGUAAAAAAGGUGCAAUCGAUGCUGGUUAAAUCAUUUAUCAUGAUAAAUAUGUUGAUAUAGCAAUCUACGUAAAAAAAGACGAGAAAAAUGAAAUUAAUUAGUUCUUUAUUGUUUUUGAUCAACCUAAAAAAAGAUUCGAAUCACAACGACAAUCUAAAAGUGAAAUAAAAGUUUCAGAAACUCUUGCAAGCUUGAAAUAGGAGAAAAUCGAGAAAGCAUGCUUGGUUUUACAAGAGUCAUUAAAUCUGAAUCUAUAAACUGAUGAGAUUAUUGAUAUGCUCAAAGAACAUGCAUUGAUGACAAUUAUUGAACAAAAAGAAUAAAUUACUGAAGACAUCAGAUAAACUUACGUUUUAGAAUAUUACAGAAACUCUGAAUAAGUGUAAACCUAUCGUAGAACAAUAAGCGAACCAGAUACUCCAUUCGCAACUAAAACUUUGAUUCAAGAACAAUAAUUGACUAAUGCGAAAAGUAUUAAAGUAUCUAAAUAAACAUAGAAAUGGAAUUAUUUUAAUUAAGACCUGAUGAUUUAGAAAAUUUGGGCAAUUGGUGUUUUGAUAUCACAGUUUAGAAAGAUUAAAUAAAACAUUAUACUUGGGCAUUGUUUCAUUUAUUAAACUACUUUGAUAAAUACCAGAUGUAUAAGGAAACAUUUUUUCAAUUUUUAGUUGCAAUAGAAGAGAGAUACAACAGUCGUCGCAACCCUUUUCAUAAUUUUGAGCAUGGGUUUACUGUGGCUCAUGCAUGCUAUUAUAUGAUCAAGAAUAAACUAUUAGAUGAAUAUUUAGAUUAAACUGAAUAGUUUGCAGCUAUUUUAUCUUCAUUAUGCCAUGACAUCGAUCAUACAGGUAGAACAAAUGGAUUCGAAGUUGCAAGAAUGUCUAAAUUGGCAGUUCGGUACAAUGAUGAAAGUGUGUUGGAGAAUCACCAUGCAGCAAUGACCUUUAAGAUUAUGCAGAGAGAGAAAUAUAAUAUUCUAUCCAAUCUCUCUCAAGAGCAAUUCCAAAAAGUGAGGAGAUUUAUGGUUUCCAAUAUCUUAGCAACAGAUAUGAAAAAACACUUCGAUUUAGUGUCAUCAUUUGAAAUUAAGUAUAAAAAUGGAGAAAUGAAUAUCGUCAAUAUGGAAACUAAAAGAGUGUUAUCAGGUUUAAUUGUUCACACUUGUGAUUUGACUUAGCCAACAAAGAGAUUUGAAAUUACUAAGAAAUGGUCUAUACGAAUAUAGAAUGAGUUCGAUAAUCAAGUGGAAGAAGAGAGAUUAUUAGGAUUGCCAGUUACUUAACAUUUAGUAUGCUAAAAUUUACCAAAAUAAGAAUUGUCAUUUAUCAGAGUAUUUGAUUAAUUAUAACUUAGAAUAUCAUCUAACCACUUUAUGUAUUAACAUCCUCAAUUUUAAAUAACGGAUUGUCAGUUGCCUUGAAAUGUUUAGAGGAGAAUGAAAAAGAAUGGACAAAACUACUGAAUUGAAAACAGAAUAUUGAAUUAAUUGAUUUAAUAAUAAUUAUGUUUUAUAGUUAUG